ACCUUAUGCCCACACAACAACCCGGGUGUGGCCUCAUGCAUGCCUCUAACCCAGCACUGAGCGGGACAGACACAGGAGGAUCCCUGGGGCUUUUCCAAGCCCAGCCAAUAAAAGGUCAUGGAUCCCGGAUGCCUGCGGGUGCAGAAGAAAGGUUCUGCGUGAGACGCAAAGGGCGAAAGCCCAGGGACAGGUCUUCCUGGCAGCUCUCCCUCACCUCCUCCUCCUGAGAGGCAGUGGUCAGCCCUCCCCAGCCUCGGCAGGGAUCCCUGAGAAACAUCCGUCAGGUCCUGUAUGCAAAGCUCUGUGUACCUUCCAGUGCAGGCAGGGAGACUCCAGCUGGGGCAGACAGCGGGAAGACAGGCUUAGAAACAGGUGAUGGGGGGAGGGACCCGGGCUUUGUUAGACUUCCACAAAAUCGGGUGGGGGGGGUGAGACAAACCUUGAGCUUCCAAAGCCCAACCCUCUCUGGUCCCCAUGGAGAUUAGGGCAGCCUGACAGGGUCACGCCCACCCGGGCCAGAGGCGGCUGCAGCCCCAGGGCUCGGAUGGCAGAACUACUCUGUCCUGCUGGCCGCUCCAGUCAGGCGCCACUGGCUUCUCGCUGGUGUCAGAAGCAUCUUGGCUCUGAGAGUAGCCUGCUGUCCCCACGGAAGCCUCAAGUCCUCAGCCGUCAGAGGGAGGGGUGAAACGUGUGAAAACAGAUACCUGGUGAAGAAAACUGUGGGCCGAGGAAACGAUGGAAUAUUGAAUGCUGGGCGAGAACGUUCGCUGCUCAUUAUUCAGAAAAAGGGAAAUUUACAGGGCUAGCCAGUGUGAUCCCAUUUCUGACAGGAAAACAAACAGGCGGGACCAACUAUGUGUGCUUGCCAGGAAAAAGAAAAAAAAAAAAAAAAAAAAAAAAAAAAAAAAAAAAAACCAGGACAGGAGAAAAUUAAAAUAUGCUUGGUCUUGUUUCUUGGAGAAGAGUCCAUGUAACUUAUUCCCGUGUUUAUUUCUGAAGUUCUGGUUAAUGCUGCCAUCUGGAUUCUCUUUCCAGCAAGGCACACUAUGUCCUGCUUUCCUUGCUGUAAGGCCAUUCCGAGCCCACGUUAAGCUAGGGGCAAAGGUGAUUGUCUCUAUAGAUUCAGAAACCAAGGCUCAGAGAAGUUCAGAGAGGCUGAGACCAGCCUUAGAGAGCAGCCAGCAGAGACACCAACGACGAGACUACGAAAUUAGAGCAUUAAAAAAAUCCCCCAGGGGCCUCCCGGGGGCGGAGGGACACCUCCGAAGCUCCUGUUUUCCUAAACGUCUUAAGUAAAACACCAAGGGAAGAGAGAAUAGAAGCAGCGAGUCUGGAUGUGGUCAUCACCCAGCUUCGAAGAAAGCCUUAAAUGAGGUGGGGAGGACGACUCAGGAAAAGGAUGGAAUGCUGAGGAGCCACAGGUCUCAACAGGCUCGCGCGUGCAUGCAUGCGUGUGCGUGUGCGCGCGCGCACAUGCAUGGCACAUGCGCACAUGCCCAUGUUCCCACAGACCUCUAGGCUCCACUGGGGCAGCCCCUGGACUGGUCCCCAACGUUGAUGGGGAACCGCAGCUGCCCUCCCCCUCCCACCCCCACAGGUGCCUUCCUCCUUCCUCUUUCUAAUACUGCCCUUCCCUUCCCCAGACAGCUUCUUUUGAGGUCUCAGGUUCCCCUCCGAGGCCUCGAGGUUUGGGCUGCCCCGGAGGACAUGGCCUGGGGCCCUGACAACGUGCGGAAAUGGUCAACCCCGGCGCUGCUGGCCAUCAUGGGCACAGUCCUGACUGCGGCCACCAGCCCUGGCUUCGUGGCCAUGAUCACCCAGAAGGGCCUGGACUUCGCGUGCCAGCAGGGUGUGGUCGUGUUGCAGAAGGAGCUACAAGGCAUCAGUAUUCCCGAAUUCUCUGGAGAAGCCUUUAAGUUGAAGCACCUGAGGAAAGGCUAUUACUACUUCUACAGCAUGGUCGUGGAUGUAUUUCAAAUCCCUGAUCCCAAGAUCAAGCUCUCGCCCAAUGAUGGCCUCCAGCUGUCCAUUAAAAAUGCCAGCGUCAAGAUCAAUGGAAGAUGGAAAUCAAAGAAGAAUUUCCUCAAAGCCAAUGGCAAGUUUAGCUUGAACGUCAAAGGUAUCUCCAUCUCCGCCGACCUGAAGCUGGACACUGACUCCUCAGGCCACAUCACCGUCAACUCUUCCUCCUGCUAUGGUCACAUCGACAAAGUCCGUAUCCGAGUCUCAGGCGGCAUGGUGGGGUGGCUGAUCCAACUGUUCCACAGGAGAAUCGAGAAUUCCCUGAGAAACAUCAUUUACACAAAGAUCUGCAAGAUCGUGAGCAACUCUGUGUACUCCAAACUGCAGCCCUAUGUGCGCACUUUCCCAGUGAUAUCUAGAGUGGAUGAUGUAACCAAGAUUGACUACAGUCUGGUGGCACCUCUGACAAUCGAGUCAGAGUUCCUGGAGGGGCAGCUGAAGGGGGAGUUUUUCUGGCGGGAACACCGCAGCAGCUUCCCCAUCGCCCCACCAUUAAUGGCCUUCAACCCCAGCAAUGACUACAUGGUGUUCCUGGGCAUCUCCGACUACUUCUUCAACACUGCAGGAUUCGCAUACCACGAGUCCGGAACCUUGAAAAUAACCCUGAUGAACCAAAUGUUGCCAAAGGAUACCAAAUUCCAACUGAACACUGAGUUCCUUGGGACCUUCCUGCCCGAGGUGACAGAGAAAUUCCCCAGCAUGGAGGUGCAGCUGCUGAUCUCGGCCGCCUCGCCUCCGCACCUGAGCAUACAGUCCUCCGGCCUCUUGUUCUACCCCGCCAUGGAGACCCAGGCCUUCGUGGUUCUCCCCAACUCCUCCCUGGUCCCUCUCUUCCUGGUUGGCAUGAACACAAGUGCCUCUUUGGAAGUGGACGCUGACGAGAACAGGCUUAUCGGAGAACUUAAGCUAGACAAGAUGCUGCUGCAACUGAAGAACUCCAACUUUGGCUCCUUUGAGGUGGAGUUAAUGGAAACUGCCAUCAACUACCUUAUGCACUCAGUGGUGCUGCCCAAGAUCAAUGAGUGGCUGCAUGCAGGCUUCCCUCUCCCUUUGCCCGAUGGGGUCAACCUCAAGAACUUCCUCUUUCAGUCCUACCAGAAUUUCCUGGUCCUUGAAGCGGAUAUCUACUUGACCUGAGAUCACCGUGGGCCCAGGGCCAGGGAGUUCUGCAGCUGCUCCCGAGGGGCCACUGCACUCAGGUUCUUUAGUCUUUGGCCUUGAUCCCCCAGCUCCCUGCUCGAUUCCCGGAGCCCGGCUCUAGAAAUAACCCAAGCCAGUGGAAACUGAACACUGGAAAGGCAGGAGGUCCGUGUGCCAGCGCUCCAUGCCUCUUCCCGCCCAGCCCUUCGAGCCAUUGGCAUUUCCGCUGGAACUGUGGCACCACUUUGGGCUGGACAGAAACACCCGUUCCCCCUCCCGCCCCCCGUGGAUUCUGUGUGCUGGUGUGGCUUUUUGUCCAUUCCCUAAUGCACUCACUGGCUGUAACCAUCAUGGCCUGAAGCGCGUGUACUCUUGAGUCCUCGUACACCGACAUGAGCACAAAGUUCCACUAUUCCAAGUGUCCUUGGGGUUUUCUUAAUUGGCAGGGCUGGGCCAGGCUGUUGUUCCUGACAUUACCACAUAGUGUCGCUAUUGUAUGACACUCCUGUGCAGCCUAUUGGCCAAUGCUGAGACUGUUGUUCCUCACUACCAAGUGGUGGCGCUGUUGAACACCCGGUCCAAAAAGCUGUUUGUCCGUGCCCCUGUGCCUCAUACAGGGUAUGCAGCUCUUAGGGUACCUCACGACCUUCAGGCCCUGGUGUGGAAACCAUAAAUCCCAGCCUCUCCAGGUGGGGUGUUAGAUCCCGUUGGGAGCUUUGGACCAUUUCCUUCCUCAAGACACCUGGUGGGAGUGCCCACGCCUGUUAGAUGCCUCUUGCAGAGAUCAAGUGGACCUGAGGCCUCUCUGAACUGGGGACCUAUGGUCUGAGGCCAGGAUGAUGAACAAAAACACAUGUGAAGAUGUUUACAAUGGUAUUUGGGUGACAUCUGAAAGCUUUGCAAAGACAAGAGGGGACUAGAGUGAUCUGAAGGAGGGGUCUGGAAUCCAGACUUCAGCCAGGCUGGCGAUGGCAAAGACGGGAUGGAAGUGCUUCCUAAAGAAGCACGCACACACCUGCUGACGUGCACACACCUGCUGACGUCGUGACUGUUGCAUGGAGGCUGAGGUUCUAGGACCACUGAGCCAAACCCCUGGGGGCCAGCCCAGGCCAGGAGGAUCUCAUUCAGUUUUCAGCAUGCUCCGCUUCCCUCAUCCUUUGGCUCACUGGGGUCUUUCAGAUUGGGUCACGGCCAGGCACAAGCCCAGCUUGUAGCAGAGUUGGGGUGCCUACCCUUCUGCCCUGAGCCAAUGAGCACUGAGCUUCUUCCAGAUGUCAAAGCUGCCUAGGUGUUGCGGGGGUUGAGGGAUGAGCGUUUGGCGUGUAUAAGGUAGGGUUUGUGCCUUCGGUUGCCUAGGUCACUCACUAUAAAAAGGCACCAAGGCUCAGGAAACAAAAUCCUUUCUCUAAUCUGUCCACCAGGAGGGUGCAUCUGCUUCUACUUGUCGAUGGCUAGUGAAGGACCCGGCUUAGGACCAGAGGGCAGCUUCGGGGGCUAGAAGGAAGAAUGAGGGAGGCAUAUUAUGGGAUGAGACUGGUCUGGUUCUGAAUCUAAGGGAAGCCCUUGGGGGGUCUGGAGCAGAAGAAUGAUGCAAUCCUCGGCUGCCCGGAUGAGACGGCUCAGCCACUGAGAACGCCCACUGCUCUUACAGAGGACCAGAUUUCGCCUCCCAACAGUCACUGUAGCCGCAGCUGACCCGAAGCCCUCUUCUGAGCUCUGUGGGCAUCUGCCCUCACAUGCGCAUGCCCACAUACAGACAUGCACAUAAAUGAGAGAAAUCCUUUUUUUUUUUUUUUUUUUUUUUUUAAUUCAAGGCACAAUCCAACUCUUGUUUUUUGUUUUGUUUUUUUAAAAGUCUCUCCCUGAGCAGCUGUGGGAACAUCUGCUGCCCACAGAGACACCCUCUACCCCCUUACCCGAUCUCCCAUCAUUCUUGUGAUUAGCUAAGGUUCUCCUGAACUCCCUGGCCACUUCGCAACACAUAGGACAACCCCCCUGCUCUUACCAACCUAAUUAGAUUCAUAAACACUUAGGAGGCGGUAAAGGGCAUCUUGGGAUGGGAGCUCUGACCUAGUGAUGAACGAGUCUCCUAAUGGAGUCGGUCUGAUGGUGUGGGGACAUGGUGAAGGUGAGAGAUGAAGCCUGCUUGGAGGCAGGUCACUGGAAACUUGUCUUUGGGGCUGUCCCUCUGGCCCUUCCUACAACCAUCUUUCUCGGCUUCCUGCCUAUGAUGUCAGCUGCCACUACAGAGUAACACCUCUGAAACCGUGAGCCAAAUUCACCCAUCCCUCCCUUCAGCUGUCUAUAUCAGGUAGCUUGUCUCCAUGCUGCCAAACGAAUACAGUAAAAUAUAAUGUUAAACGUUA
Molecule: messenger RNA, 5528 nt
Organism: Meriones unguiculatus (Mongolian gerbil)
Lineage: Eukaryota; Metazoa; Chordata; Mammalia; Rodentia; Muridae
Gene: Bpi
Product: bactericidal permeability increasing protein
Exons: 16
Coding region: 1558-3159 (533 amino acids)
Biological process (GO): negative regulation of interleukin-6 production; lipopolysaccharide-mediated signaling pathway; innate immune response
Molecular function (GO): lipopolysaccharide binding
Source: RefSeq, a predicted model, not a curated record